GGGGCGGAGCCUGAGUUAUGUUCCGCUUCCUGUCUUAUGGUUUAGCCGCCAACUUUUAAUUUAGCAUUUACCGCCGCAGCUGCAGCUCCCGUUCAGAUUAAAAGGAGAAACUGUACUUAAUUUCUAGAGAUGCCUUUUAAUCCGAAAAGACCGUGCCCCGAACCAAUGAACGACUCCAUGAACGACUCGAUGGAGAAAAGGAUAAAGCGCAUUUCCAUCGAGGGCAACAUCGCGGCUGGAAAGUCGACGUUUGUGCGCCUUUUGGAGCAGGAGAGCGCGGACUGGGAGGUAGUACCGGAGCCCAUCGCUAGGUGGUGCAACGUCCAAACAUCAGGGAACGACUUUGAGGAGCUGACUGCAUCUCAAAGAAGUGGAGGAAAUGUCCUGCAGAUGAUGUACGAGAAGCCAGAGAGGUGGGCCUACACCUUCCAGAGCUACGCCUGCAUCAGCCGGGUCCGAGCGCAGAUUAAAUCCGCCAACGGGAAGCUUCGGGACGCUGAAAACCCCGUGCAGUUUUUCGAGCGAUCCAUCUACAGCGACCGAUACAUUUUUGCAGCCAACCUGUAUGAGAGUUCAUGCCUGAAUGAGACGGAGUGGUCUGUGUACCAGGACUGGCACGGCUGGCUGCACAAACAGUUCGGGAAGCACAUCGAGCUGGAUGGCAUCAUCUACCUCAGAGCUUCACCGGAGAAAUGUUUGGAGAGAUUGCACCUGAGAGGCAGGCAGGAGGAGCAGGACAUCCCCCUGGAGUACCUGGAGAAGCUCCACUUCAAACACGAGAGCUGGCUGCAGCACAAAACCAUGAACAUGGAUUUUGAGUAUCUGAAGGACGUUCCGGUCCUGACCAUCGACGUGAACGAAGACUUUAAAGAAAGCGAGAACAAGAGCGCCGACAUGAUCGAGAAGGUGAAGGAGUUCUUGAACACUUUGUGAAGAUCCGAGGACGUGGUGGAUGAAUCAGUCGGACAAUGUUAGAGGGAUAUUUGAAGUUCUGUACAUUUAAAAAAUGAUCCGGAUGCCUGCACGGUUUUUAAACCUCAUGAGUUUUGUUCUUGUUUUUUUAUGUGUAUUUAUCAAUUCGUGCAAACUGUCCUUCAACAAAGACAAUAAACUUGAAAUAAUCGCA
Molecule: messenger RNA, 1126 nt
Organism: Oryzias latipes (Japanese medaka)
Lineage: Eukaryota; Metazoa; Chordata; Actinopteri; Beloniformes; Adrianichthyidae
Gene: dck
Product: deoxycytidine kinase
Biological process (GO): nucleobase-containing compound metabolic process
Cellular component (GO): cytoplasm; mitochondrion
Molecular function (GO): deoxycytidine kinase activity; ATP binding
Source: RefSeq, a predicted model, not a curated record